Messenger RNA from Radiomyces spectabilis, 1668 nucleotides. RefSeq names its product Snf7-domain-containing protein. The record is from RefSeq and is a predicted model, not a curated record. The coding region runs from base 37 to 1479 and encodes 480 amino acids. Gene Ontology annotation, biological process: late endosome to vacuole transport via multivesicular body sorting pathway; vesicle budding from membrane. Gene Ontology annotation, cellular component: multivesicular body; ESCRT III complex. The transcript is spliced from 5 exons. Lineage: Eukaryota; Fungi; Mucoromycota; Mucoromycetes; Mucorales; Radiomycetaceae.
UGCACACUGGGUGACUUUUUCAUUCCAGUUUUCCACAUGGCAAUAAAGAGAAACUCGAAAUUGCUCUCUUACUUGUCAGUGCAGUAUCCGGAUUUUAGUCUGACCGAUCCUGCACCUCGUCUCAACUCUUUGUAUUCCGAUUUUUCAAAGUUACGCACCCUCAAUCGCUACGCGUACGAUGCGAACAAACGAUAUUGGCGUUCUGUCAUCCUUGACUGCAAUGCGCACGGCUGUCUGGGUUCCGGAGACUACAAUUUGGUGGUGGACAGGAGUAUUAUGGCGGAACAGUUCUUGCGGCCUAUUACCGGCAAGCCUUUGGCACUGGACUGUGUACUUGAAGGGAUGGUGGAGAAGGGUGAACUGAUACCUUUGGAAGAUUUUAUGCGAACCUUUGCGUCCCAGACGUGGCUCUCGUGGACCUAUGAGACGUUCGUCAAGGGUUCCUUGUACUGGAUAGGAAGGACGGGCCCUUCGAACCUUCUGGUGGUUAUUCCUACGAUCCGACAGAUAACCAAACAUAUUCAGCAAUCCCACUACCACACGCCUGUAAAAAGCGCUUGCGACCACAUACUGACACUGUCAGAGUUCAAAACGCUUUACGGACAGUACAACAAUGUGACGUUGACGGACGAAGAUAUGGAGUUAGUUUUAACGUACAUGAGCUCACAGAUGGGAGUGGCCGUUGCAGAUAAUGUACGAGGGUAUGGUACUACAUACACGAUGAUCAAAUUUCCAGAAAAUAACAACAAUGUAUCGAGUGGAGCGGUUAUCUCUCAGCACGAUAAAGCCAUUAUCACGAUCCGGACCACAUGCCAAGCUCUCCAUGCACAGGUGAAUGAACUGCAACGCAAGAUAGAGGAAUUAUCCGAACUUUCCAAAUACCACCAUAAAUUAAAACAUACAGCUCAAGCAUUGUAUGCAUUGAAACGACGGAAAUAUCUUGAAAGCAUCUUGGAGAAACGGCUACAAUCACUUGAAACCAUGGAUAACAUGUUGAUGAGUAUUGAAGCGUCGCAAAAUGAUUUACAGAUUGUGCAAGCCUUCAACACUGGUGCAAGCGCUUUGAGAGCGAUUCUGCGUGAUAGUGACUUGACGGUGGACUCGGUGGACGAAGUGAUGACCAAGCUGCAAUCGGCGUUUGAAGAUCAGAAGGAGGUGGAGGAUGCGAUUGCUAUGGGCAGCGAAGAAACAAUGAAUAGUCAGUUGCCAGGUUUGGACAUGGAUGAACUACAAAGAGAGCUCGACUCUUAUGCCGAAUCCGAAACAUCGUUGUUGCCUGAAAAAUCCACACCACCACCGAGAGCCGCUUCCAUGGCUCCCGGCGAACAUCCUUCACUGUCUGUCCCCAUCUCUCCACCCGCUCCCUCAACAUCCCCUCCCAUUAUGGAUUCCGAACUUGCACGCUUAAAUCAAGUACUUUCCAGUAUCAAAACUCCACCAAAAGAUACAAGGACAAAGCAUCAAGAAUACGCUGUAUGAACGUCCCAUUGUAGAUAUCCGUGUCCCUUCAUUUUACCUCGAUAGUUUAUGUAAAUCAAUAUCUCUUGACAUAUUCAACCCAACUUUACUUUUGAUACGAGUGAACCCUAUUUGUACAUGCACAGCGUAUCCCAGGAUAAAGACAAAGCAAUGGCUAGUUUAAUUAUCCAAGAACUGUUCCGAUUUUGG